Molecule: messenger RNA, 2331 nt
Organism: Selaginella moellendorffii
Lineage: Eukaryota; Viridiplantae; Streptophyta; Lycopodiopsida; Selaginellales; Selaginellaceae
Product: pentatricopeptide repeat-containing protein At4g02750
Exons: 2
Coding region: 1-2331 (776 amino acids)
Biological process (GO): RNA modification
Cellular component (GO): intracellular membrane-bounded organelle
Molecular function (GO): RNA binding; protein binding
Source: RefSeq, a predicted model, not a curated record
AUGGUGGAUGCGGUUGUCUACAAGGGCCAGAUCGCGUCGGAAUCGAUCAUCGAGCAAGACCGGCUCGCGAGGCUUGUGAAAUCUUGCAAGAAUCUCGCAAGCGCCAGGCGAAUCCACGCCCAGAUCGCCGCGAGCAAGCAUGCCAGGGACAAUCGUUACCUCGCGAAUCUCCUCGUGGAGAUGUAUGCCAGGUGUGGGAGCCUGGACGAUGCCAGGAACACGUUCCUCGCGAUCCGGGAGCCCAAUGUCUUCUCCUACAACAUCGCCAUCGCGGCGCUCGUCCGGGGCGGCGAUCUGGCGGCGGCGCGAGAGAUCUUCGACGCGAUGCCAGAGAGGGCGACGGCGUCCUUCAACACGAUGCUCCAGGGGUACGCGCAGAGGGGGGAAAUCGCGAGCGCGGAGAGAUUGUUCGCGGAGAUCCCAUCGCCGGACAUUGUCUCGUGGAAUUCGAUGAUAAGCAUGUUUGCACAGGACAGGGAUCUUGAGCGCGCGCAGCGGCUCUUUGACGCGAUCCCGGAGAGAGAUGCGCUCUCUGCGACGUCGAUGAUGCUCGCGUACUCCAAUUGUGGACAAGUUGAUCUCGCCGAAGAUCUCUACUGCUCUACUCCAGUUUGGGACGUACUAAUGGGUAACACCUUAACAUCUUGUUAUGCCCAACAUGAGAAAUCUUUAGAUGCUCAAAGAAUCUUUGACACUAUGCCCGAAUGGGACAUAAUCUCUUGGAACAGCUUACUAUCAGCAAAUGCCCAAACUGGAAAUUUGCUGUGUGCUCUUCAAAAGUUUGACACUAUGCCAAAGCAUAACCUAGUAACAUGGAACACCCUAAUAACCGCUAGUGCGUAUUCUGGUAACGUGGAAUAUGCUGAAGAACUGUUUCAAAGAAUGCCCGAGCGUGACGAGGUAACUUGGAAUGCCAUGUUAUCUGCAUAUGCUCAUAACCGGCAUCUGGAAGAAGCAAAACGUUUCUUCGAAGAGAUGCCCUCAAAGAAUGUGGUUGCGUGGAACAUCCUCAUGCAUGCUUACUGCGAAGAGGGUAAGCUCGAUGAGGUAAAGGGAUUGUUUGAGAGAAUGCCGUCUCGAAAUGCCGCUACUUGGACGUGCUUAAUCGAAGCAAAUGCCGAUUAUGGGCACCUGGAAGAUGCUCAGUCUGUCUUUGACAAUAUGCCAGAAAGAAACGUUGUGACAUGGACGAGUCUGGUGGCAGGUUAUCUAUCAAAUGGACAUUUAGGUGGCGCGAAAAAUGUGUUUGAUAGCAUGCCUGAGAGGAAUGAGAUCUCUUGGACAACAAUCAUAGUAGCGCUUGCCAAGAAUGGGCAUUUCGAUCAGGCCAAGGAUCUGUACGACCGGAGCCCGGCCAGAGACCUCGUGGCCCAAAAUGCGAUGGUAGCAGCGUAUGCACGGUACGGAAGGCUCGAAGAUGCAAAGAAGUUUUUUGAUUCAAUGCCUGAGAAAGACGUGACAACGUGGAAUGCUCUGAUGUCUGGCUACAAGAAGGAAGGGCUUUUGAAAGAGGCCGAGGAAUUGUUUUCGAGAAUUCCAAAGGGCGAUGGAGUGUCAUGGAACUUGAUGUUGGCAGCUUACUCGCAGUGUAAGGGUCUAGACAAGCUAGAAGAGGCUUGCCAGGUAUUUGAUGCCAUGCCGGAGUUUCUCAAGGACGAGUUCUCGUGGACUUUGAUGAUCUCUGCGUUCUCCCAAGAAACAAAGAUUGAGCAGGCCAAGCAAACGUUUGAUUCCAUGCCAAACAAGAAUGUAGUGGCGUGGACGUCAAUCGUGGCUGCUUAUGCCGACAAUGGUCGAGUUUGCGGGGCCAAGAAACUCUUUGAUUCCAUGCCUAGAAAGGAUUUGUGCUCGUGGAAUGUGGUUGCUUCCAUGUAUGCUCGCUAUGGUUUUUGUAGAGAAGCCAUCGAGAUCUUUAAGAUCAUGUGUUUGGAAGGAUUUGAUCCGGAUGGAAAGACUUACGUGAUUGUUCUUGCUGCUUGUUCCCACAUUGGUCUAGUUCGCGAGGGUCUGCAAAAGUUUACGUGCAUGGAGAUGGAUCAUGGCAUUCUAGCGCAAAAGGAUCACUACAGAGCGCUUGCUGCGAGCUUUGGACGAGCAGGAGAGCUGAGGAACGCGGAAGACUUAACGGUGGCCAUGGAUGAUCCCGAUGGACAGGCCUGGAGAGCGUUUCUCGGAGCUUGCUCUGUUCACUUUGAUGUUCGGCACGGGGUUUCUGCUGCAAAACAUGCGCUUGUGGUAGGACCUGAAGCUGGCUCUGCUUACAUUCUUCUUUCAAACACUCUGGCCUUGGAAAACACAUUAAAAACAAGCUAUAGAAAAGUUGUAUACUAA